ACCUUCAUAACACUCGCAGAAGAGUCCUUUGAUUUUUACCAUCCGUGUUUACCUUUACAGUUUAGCAUGCUUUUUGUGUAGCAUAUGAAGUGCCGCUCUUUGUACCCGUCUGUCAAAGUCCACGUUUUAUUACAGUAGGCUAAUUAACUUUAAGAUUGCCCUUCGAUAUACUUUGCACAGAAAGUUCACCAACACGCUGCAGCUUGACUGAAAUAAUGAAGAUGGGGACAGCACUAAUUUACGACGAGGAGAUGACCAAGUAUAAACUGCUCUGGGUUGACCCGGCUUGUAAGAUUGAAGUGCCUGAGCGUCUGACGGUGAGUUAUGACGCUUUGAUCCAGAACGGUCUGACAGAUCGCUGCGUCUCUGUACCUGUCCGAGAGGCGACUGAUGCAGACAUCCUGCAGGUUCACAGCGAGGAGUACUUAGAGGCAGUGAAGAAGACCCCCUACAUGACCUUGGAGGAUCUGAAAGAGUUCACCCUGCAGUAUGGGGACGUCUACUUCCACCCAAACAUCUAUCACUGUGCCAAGCUGGCUGCAGGGGCUGCACUGCAGCUCGUGGACAGUGUAAUGACAGGAAAGGUGAGGAAUGGCAUGGCUCUGGUCAGACCACCUGGACAUCACAGUAUGCGCAGCGCUGCCAACGGAUUCUGUGUGUUCAAUAAUGUGGCCAUAGCAGCUCGAUAUGCCAAGCAAAAAUAUGGGUUGAAAAGGGUUUUAAUAGUUGACUGGGAUGUACAUCACGGUCAAGGGGUGCAGUACUGUUUCGAAGACGAUCCAAGCGUGCUCUACUUCUCCUGGCACCGCUAUGAGCAUCAGAAAUUCUGGCCUCAGCUGAGAGAAUCGGACUACGACAGUGUUGGGAAAGACAAAGGGGCUGGAUUCAAUAUCAAUGUGCCCUGGAAUCAGGUGGGAAUGAAAAACAGCGACUAUCUUUCUCUCUUCUGUCACGUUCUUCUGCCAGUCGCGUACGAGUUUUGCCCAGACCUGGUCCUGGUGUGUGCAGGCUUUGACUCAGCCAUUGGUGACCCAGAGGGUAAAAUGUGUGCCACCCCAGACAUCUUUGCCCACCUCACUCACCUGCUGAUGAACCUGGCAGGAGGGAAACUGUGCGCUGUUCUGGAGGGAGGAUACAACUUGACGUCCCUCCCUCAGUCUGUGUGUCAGACAGUUCAAACUUUGCUUGGAGAUCCUGCGCCUCGACCUGCAAAUCUCGACGGCCCCUGUGAAAGUGCGCUUGAGUCCCUUCACUGUGUCCGAUCAGCUCACAGGCAGUACUGGUCCUCCCUCAAACAUGCAGCGGAUCUACCCACCUCUGAUAUCAGCACAAAGCGCAUUAAAUUAGCAGAAGAAGAAGAAGGAAAGUCGGAGAAUGGAGAAGAGGAGACAAGUGAAGAGGUGUGGCCUGAGCCUCUGAAACGUGUCCCUCCUCCGAUCCGCACAGCUGUAGUCCUACCUGACGGUGUAACCUGCCCAGACGGAUGUAAGCGCUUCAGCUCAUUAGAGGAUCCCAACCAAGAAAGUGUCAACAAACUCAGAGAGACUUUGCUCAAAGCGGAAGCUGACAGCGUUGCUCUAGCAACCCUCUCCAGUCUUAUUGCCCUCGUAGAGAAGAUGGAGAAGAAUGAGAUCUGCAAUGGCUUGGCUCUGGUCGCCGAUGUGUCCAUGGCGAUGAUGCGUCUUGUCCAGCAUGCUGCAACUGCCCCACACAGCCGGCUUCUUGUUGUGUGUGUUGGGGAUGAAGUCGUCCCGAGUCUCGACACAGAUGACGGGAAAACACUCCUGGUUCAGUUUAGCAGCAAAGAAUCGGACAAACAGAAAAGCAAAUAUCACAUCAAUGUGUGCCUAAAGAAGGGUUGCAGCGACGCGUUGGGGUUCACACAGGCUGUGCUGAGCCUCCUUCUGCCUCUGGGAUACGAGUACGACCCUAGUCUGGUUCUGUUGGUGCGGAUGUCAGAUAGCGGUGUGUGUGAUAGUGCGUGGCAGCAGCUAACAGGCCUGCUGCUGGGCCUGGCACAAGGACGGACACUCGUACUCAUGCAGGAAGCUGAAAAGGCUCGGGUUGGACUCACAGCUUCCUCUCUCCUUGGGGACGCUGCACCCUCUCUAGGGCAGCUUGAUGCUCCUUUGCCUGAGGAUGUGGAGGCAUUGGAGAGGCUGAGACACAGGCUGCAGGCAGAUUGGAAGCUUCUGCAGACUACAGCAGCACCAGAUACAGGACGAGGUGAUGCACCCUGAAAGUGAUCGUGCUCCAUUCAAAUUUUGUAGAUUUUGACUGAUUUAAUUGUCUAAAGAGACGUUUUAUUAAACAAAUUGAGCCAUGAAAUCA
Molecule: messenger RNA, 2331 nt
Organism: Labrus mixtus (cuckoo wrasse)
Lineage: Eukaryota; Metazoa; Chordata; Actinopteri; Labriformes; Labridae
Gene: hdac10
Product: histone deacetylase 10
Exons: 20
Coding region: 216-2240 (674 amino acids)
Biological process (GO): chromatin organization
Cellular component (GO): histone deacetylase complex
Molecular function (GO): histone deacetylase activity
Source: RefSeq, a predicted model, not a curated record